Mycena citricolor is the source of this 1020-nucleotide messenger RNA. The record is from the annotation of a GenBank genome assembly. NCBI's taxonomy places the organism in Eukaryota, Fungi, Basidiomycota, Agaricomycetes, Agaricales, Mycenaceae.
AUCGCGUGACAAUACGGUGACAGUGACACCAUGACGCCCUGUUGGACGCGUCUGCUUCAAACGCGUUCAUUCUUUUCGUCUGCCUUCCGAUGGCAUGAAAACCCACUGGGCCUUCCACGGAGCGGGGCGCUUCCUCCGCCUCAGAUGCCUCGCCGAGCAGGAGCCAUACAAAAACGUCGUAUUCCCAACGUCAAACGCGUCGUGGCCGUUGCUAGUGGAAAGGGCGGCGUAGGAAAGAGCACAAUAGCCGUCAACCUGGCGUUUGCGCUGUCUUCCCUCCGCCCAAGCGAUUCUGGCGCUCGUCUGCGUGUUGGCGUGUUGGAUUUGGAUAUAUUCGGGCCUUCUAUCCCGACGCUUCUGGGCCUCAAGAAAGCGGAGGAGCCAUUGCUCACAGACGGCGGAGCGAUUGUCCCUCUGGUCAAUCAUGGAAUUCCCACAAUGUCCAUGGGCUUUCUGCUGCCUCGGUCUGCUGACUCUGCCUCUACAGACGAUACGCCUGUCGUCUGGCGAGGGCUCAUGGUGCAAAAAGCCGUGCAACAGCUGUUGUUCGACGUCGACUGGAACGCCGCCGAUGGGCUUGGUCUUGGCCUUGAUGUUCUCGUCAUAGACAUGCCUCCAGGUACCGGAGAUGUGCCUCUGACUCUUGGCCAACUGGUUCAUGUCGAUGGUUCAGUCAUCGUGUCAACGCCCCAAGAUGUGGCACUGGCGGAUGUACGCAAGGGCAUAGCGAUGUUGCGCAAGGUUGCAGUCCCGAUCACGGGCAUUGUGCUGAAUCAAUCAUACUUCAAAUGCCCCAGCUGCGAGGACAAGCAUUACCUGUACGGCUCUCCAGACCUAUUCCGGUCCACUGCCAGCCGGCUGGGGGUGGACGUUCUCGCAGAACUUCCCCUUGAGCCUGGAGUAAGUCAAGGAGGCGAUGUAGGGAAGCCAUUCGCUUUACAUGCUGCCAAGGCUGGAGAAAGCCUGUGGCUAAAAGACAUGGAUACUGUGGCUGAACGCCUCUGGCAGGCGGUUCGGUGA